AUGGAGCUGGAGACGGCUAAAAAGGACAGCGACGAGACCGUCACAGGCACUAAUACCAGUAGAGGUUCCUUGCAACACUCUCAGUCCUCUAUCGCGGCCUCCGAUGGUAGACUCUCUCCUUGGAGUGAUAUUCACACGCCACCAACAAAGCGGGUCCGUCGUGACUCUCCUCCUCCCGCAGGUUUGCCUUGGGAUGAUGCCGAGUCUCUAUUUGAGCAGCCCAAUGUCGGUCAACUCAACCAGCCGACCUCUACAACCUCUUUCCCCUCCGGUCAGCAGCAUGCCACACAGUUCCAGCCGGUUAACCGAGACGCAAUGGAGGAGGAUUUCAUUCCUCUUACUUCCGAAGAGGAGUGGGAGCAGGCUGGUAUUGAGGCCGACGCUUUUCUUGAGAGCUUCGGAAUGGAGUUGGCUUCCUACGGCUACGUUCAGCCCUCGUCGACCCCUUCCAACCGUCCGAUGCCUUUCACCAGCCCUGGUAGCAACAUCACUGGACACAAUAACUCCGCUAACGAGUUCGGCCCUGAUAUCUCCCAGAAUACCACCUUCGCUGAAACAGAAGCCGUCAUCACGGAGGAAUCGAAAGGCAACGACAACGAUGAUUCGGCCUGUUCGCUGAUGAGCUCUCCUGUUCCGCGCGGAGCAAUCUCUCCUGACACCGACGGUGAUGUUUGCAUGACAAACGCUGCUGAGGGCUCUGUCGAGACCCCAACCGAGGGUCAGGCUAUCGUCCCAUACCAGACGGUGAAGCCUCUCCAGAGAGACCCUCCCUAUGACCCUCGCGUCAAGGCACUUUUCCAAGGCCGAGAGCAUGAGAACGUGUACGUCAACGUCGCUGGCCGCAACACGGCAAUGGAUAUGUACGAGGACGAGGAGACGCGUGCCGCAAAGCGAAUGUCGCGCCUGACCGUCAAAGACUCCGCCUGA
Messenger RNA from Colletotrichum chrysophilum, 927 nucleotides. RefSeq lists its product as uncharacterized. Lineage: Eukaryota; Fungi; Ascomycota; Sordariomycetes; Glomerellales; Glomerellaceae. The transcript has a single exon. The coding region runs from base 1 to 927 and encodes 308 amino acids. The record is from RefSeq and is a predicted model, not a curated record.